This is a messenger RNA of Humulus lupulus (European hop), 803 nucleotides long. Its product is annotated as cystathionine beta-lyase, chloroplastic-like. The transcript is spliced from 5 exons. Lineage: Eukaryota; Viridiplantae; Streptophyta; Magnoliopsida; Rosales; Cannabaceae. The record is from RefSeq and is a predicted model, not a curated record. Gene Ontology annotation, cellular component: cytoplasm. Gene Ontology annotation, biological process: transsulfuration. Gene Ontology annotation, molecular function: carbon-sulfur lyase activity; pyridoxal phosphate binding. The coding region runs from base 476 to 799 and encodes 107 amino acids.
UAUGGUAGGACCUGUAGUAAUUUGAGAUUAUUUUACAUCUCUAAAGAUGGUUUUUCUUCUUCUUUUCUUUUCAAUUAAAGCUUCAGCUAAAGUGCACAUUUUUCUUCUAUAUGAGGCUUUAUGUACACUGAUAAUCUGAGACUGGAAUUGUUUAGAAUUCUAUAUUUUUGAAAGAAGCUCUUGAUUCCCAAUUAUGAUUUCAGAUGAUGAUGUGGCACAGCUGCAAAGAAAGCCUCUGUUUUGGAAGACUGACUGGAGUUUCAUUAAAUGCCCAGUUUCCACAAGUUUUAUGCUCUACUAAAUUCUUCAGGCCUUUUGUGUACUGAGAAUCUAAGAGUGGAGUCGUAUGUGCAUAGAUUGUACCAAAGAAAUUAUUCAGCAAAUGGUGUGGUGUGCAUAAGAUACUUGAAUAAGUUUUUAUCAUACACUGAUUUAGACCAUCAACGAUCACGAAUCUGACUUCCCUAUUAGAGUAAUGGCAGGUAAUGUUUUUAAAGUGCAAUUAUUUUUCUUUAUUUAUUUUCUGCAUCUUCAGGAAAUAGUUAAAAUGGCUCAUGCUCAUGAUGCUCUUGUCUUGGUGGAUAACAGUAUAAUGUCUCCUGUAGUGUCACAACCUCUGGAACUAGGAGCUGACAUUGUUAUGCACUCAGCUACCAAGUUCAUUGCUGGGCACAGUGAUGUGAUGGCAGGUGUACUGGCUGUAAGAGGGGAAAGAUUAGCAAAAGAGCUAUGCUUUCUACAAAAUGCAGAAGGGUCUGGGUUGGCUCCAUUUGAUUGUUGGCUCUGCUUUACGAAUUGAGAAG